AUGGACGACGACAAGAGAACGGACCCCAACAUCAAUUCAGUUGAGAAUGGAACAAACGAAUCUGCCAACGUCUAUCACAUCGAUCCAGCUGAGGAGGCCAGAGUCCUACGCAGAAUCGAUUGGUGUGUGAUGCCGGCAAUGGUCACCUGCUUCUUCUUUCAAUUCCUGGACAAACAAACCAUCAACUACGCCUCUGUGUUUGGAUUAAGUGAGGAUCUCGACUUGUCCGGCUCCGACUUCAGCUGGGCCGUCUCGCUUUUUUACUUUGGCCAACUCGCGAGUCAGUACCCGACUGCAUAUCUCAUCAGUCGCUUUCCCGUUGUCAAAGUGGUCUCGUUGACUAUUGUGCUCUGGGGCGCCAUGGAAAUGUGCCUAGCAACUCCUCAAAGUGCAGCGGGACUCAACGCCGUGCGAUUCCUCCUUGGGCUCUUCGAAGGUGCUUCGGCACCAGGGUUCGUUGUCAUCACCAGCAACUUUUACAAGCGUAAAGAGCAUCCCGUCCGUGUCGCCUUUUGGCAGAGCUGCAGCGGUCUCUCGCAAAUUAUCGGCGCUCUUGUUAUGUAUGGUAUCGGUGGGGCGAGUGGGCUUGCCUUGGAGAAUUGGAGGGUCAUGUUCCUGAUCUGCGGCGCUGCGACAAUCACUGCUGGCCUGGUGUAUGGCUUGGUGAUGCCUCGUGACACAAGCACCGCUUGGUUCCUCAAACCGGAGGAUCGCCAGCUAGCAACGGAGCGCCUUGCGCUGGAUCGAGCGACAAGAGAUAAGAGCUCGUUUGACGUCCGGCAAGUCAAAGAGGCUUUGCUGGAUGUGCAGACUUGGCUGUUGUUUUGCAUGGGCCUGUUCAUCUGCCUUCCGUCGCCGAUCCUGAAGUUCUCGAGCCUAGUUAUCAAUGGCUUCGGCUUCGGCCAAUUCCAAACGAUGCUUGUCGGCUUGCCCGGCGGCGUCUUCCAAAUCGCAACAAUCUGGGCCGCUGCGUUCGGGUGUCGGUACACGACCAACAAGCGCUGGCUCAUGGGUAUUCUGCUCUCAAGUGUGCCGCUUCUGGGGAGCAUCCUCCUCAUGACACUCCCGGCGUCUGCAGGCUGGGGUAUCGUCGUUAGCACCUGGCUGGCCGCCUGCUCUUCCUCCUUGAUCGUUGUCGCCCUGAGCUUUGCUGCCUCAAACGUCAAGGGCAACACGAAGAAAGCCACCGUCAGUGGCGUGUUUUUCCUGGCGUACUGUACGGGAUGCAUUGUAGGCCCGCAGCUCUGGCAGGCGGAAGACGCCCCACGGUACAUCAAGGGUACCAGCGCGAGUGUAGCCAGCUGGGUCCUCUUCAUGAUCACGCUAGUGGUCUACCGCAUGGUGUUGAGCCGGGAGAAUGCGAAGCGAGACCGUGAUCAGCACGUCGAGGUAGAGGAUGACACGCACGACGAGAAAGCGCAGCACAUGGGCGUCAGUUUGGACUCCGACAUGACUGAUCGUCAAGAUCUGAAGUUCCGUUACACGCUGUGA
Messenger RNA from Saxophila tyrrhenica, 1491 nucleotides. RefSeq lists its product as uncharacterized. The transcript is spliced from 4 exons. Gene Ontology annotation, cellular component: membrane. Gene Ontology annotation, molecular function: transmembrane transporter activity. The record is from RefSeq and is a predicted model, not a curated record. NCBI's taxonomy places the organism in Eukaryota, Fungi, Ascomycota, Dothideomycetes, Mycosphaerellales, Extremaceae. Gene Ontology annotation, biological process: transmembrane transport. The coding region runs from base 1 to 1491 and encodes 496 amino acids.